This is a messenger RNA of Pecten maximus, 1934 nucleotides long. RefSeq names its product RING-H2 finger protein ATL79-like. The coding region runs from base 544 to 1146 and encodes 200 amino acids. Gene Ontology annotation, biological process: protein ubiquitination. NCBI's taxonomy places the organism in Eukaryota, Metazoa, Mollusca, Bivalvia, Pectinida, Pectinidae. The transcript is spliced from 7 exons. Gene Ontology annotation, molecular function: ubiquitin protein ligase activity. The record is from RefSeq and is a predicted model, not a curated record.
UGUCCUUCUAGGACUUGUCUGUGGUACUUAAGGCCCAGGAGUUUCGAAGUGGAGAAAACCAAACGAGUCCGUGCAGAUGUUAAAGGUCAACAAGAGGGAUGCAUAAUAUAGCAAGAUUGGUGAACUUGGCGUAUUAGUAUAAUAGCAAUAUAUAGAUGUUGCCAGAUAGCUGGUGUCGCUCUAUUACCGGUAAAAUACGUCACGCGAAAUUGCAUCACUGUUGAUCAAUCAUUACCUGUAGUGUUACUUUAUAAACAAUACUUAGGACGUUACGGAGACUGUUAUAUAACAGUGACCCUAUAUGUAGGUCUGUGUGGACAAUGGUCAGUCAGCUGGAAAGGGGGCCGGACGGAUCCAAUUAGCUGACUGGAUACCUAUAGAGCUUUAUUGGCAGGUCGUUUUGUCCGGGUUACACACAUGUCGUGGGAAUUUAACCUAGUUUCACAGUGUAUUGGACGUACUGUAGGCAAACCUGUUAAUAUGGACAUUCCGGAAUAGUCGUUAUAAAUUGGAUCCUUUGACUGGGUGUAUGACUGAGAUGAGAUGGAUCCCGGAUCACAGCGACGAUCGGCAUGUCUGUUUUGGAUACUGACGCUGAGUUCUUUCGUCUGUACGACUAUUUACCUGUCAAUGUGUACAGUAGAAGUUUCAGUGUCAAGCCAGGAACCAUGCGCCUACAUAGAGGGAUUGACAGUUACAACUGUGAUAGCGUUCCUUUGUGGAAUCUUCUGGUACUGCUACAAACAGAAGAUGCGGUACGGUACGUCCCUUGAGUAUUAUCUCCAUCCACUUCCGCUGUUUGCUGACGGCACUGAACCCGAGACAAUCCCCGUCCCUGAUGGUCAGCCAACCAUAUCUGAGAGGAUGUUACAGAGCGAUAUGUUGAAACCACUGACCAUUGAUAACGUCCCGGAAGAUUUCGAAUGUGCCAUUUGCAACGACAGCGAACAUUCCGUCAAUCAAAAAGUAACAAAGCUCAGCUGUAGUCAUGUCUUUCACCGGGAGUGUGUGUUGCGUUGGUUCCUAAGCACCAGUAAGAAGACCUGUCCAAUCUGUCGGACUAGCCAGGUCCCAGAGGGACGUCUUCUUGUCAUCACAAUAAUCCCCCAGGAAGGACGAGCCCCCGUCAGGCUCUCACAGGUAUGAAUCCCGGAAUCAAGUCCGUUGGGAGAAUUUGAUGCGUCCUCUACCGCGCAUGCUCAUCGAAAGUGAAUUUCCGCUUCCGGCUAUGCAGUAGAGUCGAACAUUAUUCGCAAUGUUGCCAUGCAAUGGUUUAUGCAAUAUCAAUGCAAUUAUUUUCAUUAAGAAAUAUUAAUUUACGUAUAAAACGUUAAAUACUACAACGUUGCUCCUUAGAAUAUAGUAACAAUCUGUAUGGUCUUUGAAAAUGACAAUACCGUCAUACACUUUUUAUGAUAACAUGUAUUAUAAUCCUUUGUUCAGAGGAAAGUAACUAAUGAGCAUGAAACAACAUUUUCUUAAUUGAAUUUUGUGGUGUGAUAUUUUUUGUUCACGCAAAAAAGUGCAUGUUUAUCGUUUCCUGUUAUCAAUGUUACGUUUUGCUCCAGUGAAUCAUUCGAUUGCGCAUGUGCAUAAAUAUAUGUAAGUACGUAUAUAUAUAUACGAAAUGUUAAAAUCUGACAGAUUUAUGAUUUUACAAAUGUGAAUAAGUGUGUGAUUAUGAAUGUAAUUAUAUUAUUUUGAUGGGUGUAAAUUGUGAAACCGCGCGAGUUGUUUAUUGAGAGUGUGAAAUACCUGAACAAAUGUUAAUAUACAUGUGAGGUGCUAGUAUAAUAUUGUCUUAUCCUUAUGAUUCUGUAAAGGCGCACAACAUUAUCAUUCAAUAUCAAAUAAAUCAUUUUUAUGACGUGAAAUAACAAAAAAUUCGUUGUAAGUGCUUGAUAAAAUAUUGAUUAAAAUUGUUACCCCAAGUA